UAAAGCGUCCCAAACUAAACUUCUCACGUUCUUUACCUCACUCGGUGGUGCAAACGCGUUUUUCAUGGCUUUAUAUAUGUUCUUGUAUGGUAAAAAAUCUCCCGGUUUAUUACCAUAUUUAAUAUAUCCGUUUUUGUGUUGUUCAGGUCCUGCAAAUUUUGUACGUAAGAGACUUUUAAAUGUGGGUUCAAAGAAUUCAGAAGAUUUAGAAAAACGUUUAGUAGGAUAA
This is a messenger RNA of Scutellospora calospora, 229 nucleotides long. Lineage: Eukaryota; Fungi; Glomeromycota; Glomeromycetes; Diversisporales; Gigasporaceae. The record is from the annotation of a GenBank genome assembly.